Messenger RNA from Lepus europaeus (European hare), 3135 nucleotides. It is a transcript of the gene SYT3, whose product is annotated as synaptotagmin 3. The coding region runs from base 505 to 2667 and encodes 720 amino acids. Gene Ontology annotation, biological process: regulation of dopamine secretion; cellular response to calcium ion; regulation of calcium ion-dependent exocytosis. Lineage: Eukaryota; Metazoa; Chordata; Mammalia; Lagomorpha; Leporidae. The record is from RefSeq and is a predicted model, not a curated record. The transcript is spliced from 9 exons. Gene Ontology annotation, cellular component: membrane. Gene Ontology annotation, molecular function: phosphatidylserine binding; calcium ion binding; calcium-dependent phospholipid binding.
GCCCCUCUGCCCGCCCUGUCCCCCACCAGCCGCUCACGGGCACUUCCUUGCUGCUGUCCACCCCAAGCCACAAUCCUCGACUCACCCCCUGUUCGUCUCUGCCUCCCUCCUGGGCUCCGGCAUGGCCUGUUUAUGUCUCCUUCACUCUGGUCCCCACCUCUGCCCCCCACCCCCCAUCCAGCUCCCAGGACACACAGCUGCCCGGUCCCGGUCUCCCCUCCCGCGAGCACCCCUGUGUCCUGGUUCUCUCGCCAUCUACCCCGAUCUGGCCUCCCUCUCACUUCUCCAACCCUAAGCCCUGCUGUUCCUGCUGCCUUUCCCUGCCCCGGCCCCACUGCCCACAGCCCCCUCACCCCGCUCCUCUGUGGCAGGUGGCCCAGCUGUCUCUGUUGGGAGAGGGGUUCUCGCAGCCCAAGCGUGUCCUGGGUGGUGGUGUGGAUGCACACCAGUGCCUGGCACGGAGCUGGUGCUGGGUGGACGUUUGUAGAGUGACUGAAUGAGCGAAUGGGGGAUGGACAGCUGUCGCCUCGUCUGUCUCUCCCUAAGUGCUGCCCCUUCGUCUGCACAGCCCUGACCUUUGUGUCCUUGUCUGCUUGUCCUACUUGCCCUUCCUCCAUCUCCGUGUCCACUCGCACCCAUCCAAGCCCUGCGCCUGGCCCUUGCCUGCCCACCUCAAAUGCCCCUCUUGGGGGCUCCCUGCUCCUAACUGCCUUUUCCCCAUCCCCCUCCCCCUCUGACACCUGGCCCCUUGCCUUCUGCCUCGGAUUUCCGUCCCUGUGGCCCGUCCUCCUCCACUCUCUCUCUGCCCACCUCAUCUCUGCACGCCUGCCCACCCCUCUGCCCCGCCCCAUUCCCCGCCGUGCCCUUGUCCUGGCCCUCCCACGCUCAGGACAGAGGGCCGCCAUGUCCGGAGACUACGAGGACGACCUGUGCCGCCGGGCGCUCAUCCUGGUCUCGGACCUCUGCGCCCGGGUCCGAGACGCUGACACCAACGACAGGUGCCAGGAGUUCGAGGAACUGCGGAUCCGAGGCUAUCCCCGGGGCCCGGAUGCAGACAUCUCCGUGAGCCUGCUGUCCGUCAUCGUGACCUUCUGUGGCAUCGUGCUCCUGGGCGUCUCCCUCUUUGUGUCCUGGAAGCUGUGCUGGGUGCCCUGGAGGGACAAGGGCGGCUCAGCGGUGGGCGGCGGCCCCCUGCGCAAAGACCUAGGCCCUGGGGUGGGGCUGGCGGGCCUGGUGGGGGGCGGCGGGCACCACCUGGGGGCCGGCCUGGGUGGCCACCCUCUGCUGGGUGGUCCGCACCACCAUGCCCACACCACCCACCACCCGCCCUUUGCCGAGCUGCUGGAGCCAGGCGGCCGAGGGGGCUCGGAGCCCCCAGAACCCCCCUACCUGGACAUGGACUCAUACCCAGAGGCAGCCGCAACUGUGGUGGCCGCUGGGGUCAAACCAAGCCAGACGUCCCCCGAGCUGCCCUCCGAGGGCGGGGCAGGCUCCGGGCCGCUCCUGCUGCCCCCCAGCGGCGGGAGCCUGCCCAGUGCCCAGUCGCAUCAGCAGGUCACAAGCCUGGCACCCAGCACCAGGUACCCAGCUCUGCCCCGGCCCCUCACCCAGCAGACUCUCACCACCCAGGCGGACCCGAGCAGUGAGGAGCGGCCGCCCGCCCUACCCUUACCCCUGCCGGGCGGCGAGGAAAAAGCCAAGCUCAUCGGGCAGAUCAAGCCGGAGCUGUACCAGGGGACCGGCCCCGGGGGCCGGCGGGGCGGCGGGGGCGCCGGGGACGCGGGGGCGCCCUGCGGCCGCAUCAGCUUCGCCCUGCGGUACCUCUACGGCUCCGACCAGCUGGUGGUCCGGAUCCUGCAGGCCCUGGACCUCCCCGCCAAGGACUCCAAUGGCUUCUCCGACCCCUAUGUCAAGAUCUACCUGCUGCCUGACCGCAAGAAGAAGUUCCAGACCAAGGUGCACAGGAAGACCCUGAACCCCGUCUUCAACGAGACGUUUCAGUUCUCGGUGCCCCUGGCGGAGCUGGCCCAGCGCAAACUGCACUUCAGCGUCUACGACUUCGACCGCUUCUCGCGGCACGACCUCAUCGGGCAGGUGGUGCUGGACAACCUCCUGGAGCUGGCUGAGCAGCCCCCCGACCGCCCGCUCUGGAGGGACAUCGUGGAGGGCGGCUCGGAGAAGGCGGACCUCGGGGAGCUCAACUUCUCGCUCUGCUACCUCCCCACGGCCGGGCGCCUCACCGUGACCAUCAUCAAAGCCUCUAACCUCAAAGCGAUGGACCUCACCGGCUUCUCAGACCCCUAUGUGAAGGCCUCUCUGAUCAGCGAGGGGCGGCGUCUGAAGAAGCGGAAAACCUCCAUCAAGAAGAACACGCUGAACCCCACGUACAACGAGGCGCUGGUGUUCGACGUGGCGCCCGAGAGCGUGGAGAGCGUGGGGCUCAGCAUCGCCGUGGUGGACUACGACUGUAUCGGGCACAACGAGGUGAUCGGCGUGUGCCGCGUGGGCCCCGACGCCGCCGACCCGCACGGCCGCGAGCACUGGGCCGAGAUGCUGGCCAAUCCACGCAAGCCCGUGGAGCACUGGCACCAGCUGGUGGAGGAGAAGACUUUGAGCAGCUUCACAAAGGGCAGCAAAGGACUAUCAGAGAAAGAAAACUCAGAGUGAGGGGUCUGGUCUUGGCCCGGGAUCGGACCAGGACCCCAUCCACUCCUGCCCGGACCAUGAAUUCAUCUCCUCAAAGCCAUAACGUCCGAGCUGCUGGUGCGGGGCAGCCCUGGGCCUGCCCUUCCUGGCCCUGGAGGCCCGAGGGUGGGAGCCCGGCUGGCCCAGCCCCCUGUCUGGGUGGGGGACAUUCAGCCUCCACUGUGUCUGUCUUCUCUUCCCUGGGGCUCCCCUCGAGGCAAGGGGGGGCCUGCAUGUCUGGGGGACCCCUGCCCCCAAAGCCCCCCUGUGUCUGUCUGUCUGCUGUCUGUCGAAGACGGGGUGUCCCGGCCUUCGUCCUCCCUGUGAGUGUGACGAACAACUCCAGACACGCACACACACACCGUGUCCACUCACCCCUUCUGUGGGCCACCUUCGUGUCCGGCCGGUCCCCCACUGCUGCUCUCAACGCCGAAUAAACACACUCGUGGG